Pocillopora damicornis (cauliflower coral) is the source of this 472-nucleotide messenger RNA. RefSeq lists its product as uncharacterized. Lineage: Eukaryota; Metazoa; Cnidaria; Anthozoa; Scleractinia; Pocilloporidae. The record is from RefSeq and is a predicted model, not a curated record.
AAGUUUGUCCGAUAAUUUUUCCUUUACCUCUUCCAGGUGUGAAUGCGAGCAGUGUAAUACUGAAAUGUUAGUCGGUGCUUUCGAGUUUCGAUGUUGCAGAGAAGUCACUUAUUCAUCCGCGAAAUUGAUGUUUGAUGGUUCGAUCGAACGAAUCAAUUACAUCACCAAACAUGAAGACUUUAACACCAUUACGAACCGCGCCGUUCUUCUGCAAGUCGCUCCUCUCCUUAAACGCCAAGAUGGAGGAACCUAUCGUCGCCGCAGUGGAGGGUCAGAAGACGAGUUCAUCAGAGCCGUUGCAUAUGGAUGGACAACAAGGCGGCUUUGUGGGUACAUAGGCUGGGAAAACAGACGACCUCUCCCAGCUUGUGUUUAUCACAGUACAAGGAACACACGACAACACAGGGGAUAUGCUAAUGUCCAGGAUGGAGAGGAGCAUUGAACUCUUGUAAAUGUACUUUAUUGGUCCAUG